UAUGGCAAACAAAGCUAUCAAUUUUGCUAAGUAUUCGCUCAGUCUUUCCUUCUUUCUAUUGAUAAACUGAAGAAGUCAUCAACCAGUGUUCAAAGAACUUCCAUCAGUUACUUUACAUUUUGCAGCAUUGGCUUUCAAAUAAACUUAACUAUUUUUUCCCUGAUCUACUGCUUCCCCUGUUAAUGUCAACAAUCUUUACUUUCACUUCACUGAAAAAGAAAAGAAAAUGAAUCCCACUUUACCAAUUACCAUUAAAAAAUUUAAAAGAUUAACAGCAAAAGGUCAAGGUGAUGUUGCUGUCCAACAUUAUAACUCAAUGUCACUUUCCUGUAAAAGAGCAUUCUUCAUUUGAGUCAACAGAUUCUUAAAAUUGUAACCCCACAUCUGCAAAAAUCUUAAAAGUUAGUUAGGUUUCUGCAACUUUGCUUUCUUGUAAGCUAAAGCUGUUGGACACAAGCAUCUCUUCCUUUCCCUUACCCUGACCUUAUCUUCUUUGUUCUUCCUGUAGAACCCUGUAAUGUUGUUUUAAGAGAUAUGGCCUUGUUUGGAAGUCCAGGAAAGUUGAGUGGACUGCUUCUGAGAAUAGGUCAGUGUUUGUUUGCUGCUGCUUCAAUUGGAGUCAUGGUUUCUUCUCAUGGCUUUUCUAACUCCACUGCCUUCUGCUAUUUGAUUGCAUCAAUGGGGCUUCAAGCUUUGUGGAGUUUUGGACUUGCAUGUCUUGAUUUGCAGGCACUGACGUCAAAGAGAAACCUGCAGAAUCCUGCCUUAUUGAGCCUGUUUGUUGUUGGUGAUUGGGUGACUACUAUUUUAUCUCUUGCAGCUGCUUGUUCAUCUGCUGGAGUGACAGUCCUGUAUUCAAGAGACUUGGAUUACUGCAGAUCACCUCAAAUUCCAUGCACCCGUUUCGAAGCAUCCAUAUUAUUGGCCUUUAUCUCAUGGUUCCUCCUUGCCAUAUCUUCUCAUGUGACAUUUUGGCUUUUGGCUACAGUUUAAGUGACCCCAAUCAAUACCACCUUCCUUACUCAAUUCUUCUUUAAGUAGUAUUGAUUUAGUUUUCCUUUUUCCGCGGCGAAAUAGUGCUAAC
Molecule: messenger RNA, 1084 nt
Organism: Durio zibethinus
Lineage: Eukaryota; Viridiplantae; Streptophyta; Magnoliopsida; Malvales; Malvaceae
Product: CASP-like protein 5B2
Cellular component (GO): membrane
Source: RefSeq, a predicted model, not a curated record